AUGGCGACUGAGAUUACUCCACCAGGGAGCUUCCAAGAACUUCCCCUGACGCCGCCGCCUACGAAAGAGAAACCGUUGUCGAGAAGUGCUCAACGCGUGCUAAACUGUUUUAAGCUCCAUCGUGCAGGUCAGAGGCCACGAUUUUGGUGGCAGCACCGGCUCGAUUUGAACGAUUAUACAGAAGCUUUGCGUGUACUGGAUAGUGAUAGUCCUCUCAAAGGUUACGUCGAAGACAAAGUGAGUCCUCUCCACGAUGUUUUCUGUGCAAAGAUAGUCGAGGAGAUUUCAAGACAACUGAAGCAAUUCGCGCAGAGGGAGAAACCCUACGCUGAUUUUGCGAAGGAGGUCGAGCACCUUGCCACCUCCCGAAUCAUGAUACCCGACGAGACAAGAGAUGGAAAGCAGAUUUAUUCCAAGCGGGAGCCAGACGCAUCAUUUAAGCACCGGCGAGCACGCUACCCUGGCGUUAUUAUAGAGGUGUGCUAUUCGCAAAAAAGUCGACGUGUUUCGCACUUAGCGGACGAGUACAUCCUGGACACUGAUGGGAGUGUGAAUGCGGUGGUUGCCCUCGAUAUUGAUUAUAAAGGGUCCAAAAAGGCGACUAUUACCGUAUGGCGACCGGAAUACACAACCUUGGAUGGCGCGGAGGAGCUUCAAGCGACCGCUGUGGUUGAGGCGCUGCCAUUUCGGACAGAUUCUGGACUUCCAGCCGAGGAAAUAGCGCUCCGGCUGUCUUUAAGGGACUUCGCAACCGAGGAACUCUCACAGGGGCUCACUAGUCUCGAUCAAGAAAUCUCUAUUACAUCGAGACAGCUUUGUGACUUUCUUUCACGCGCCGAAGAAGAACAGCGAGGGCAGACGCUACUGCAGGGCUCUAUCAAUCGUCUACGCCCGGGAGCUGGAAAGCGUCGUCGGCCUCAAACUCCUCCGGAACAGCCCAGCUCGGAAGAGGAAAGAUCAGUUGAGAGGAAAAGAGAAAGUAAACGAGGGCGUCGAAGCAGCGAUUUUUGCCCGGACUCUUCCUCAGGGGAUUCAAAAGGUCAACAAAAUGCUUAUGGCAUCAGUUUUGAGAGACACCCGUGGACUAUCGUGGAAAUUGAAGCAGUCAACAUCUUUACGAAAACACUACCCCAAUAUCACAUUCAUUCCUAUUUGAAGAGAGCGUUCGAUUCCAUUACUGCUAGCUAUGGCGGAGUCUCAACUGCAAACAUUGUGGAUCCAACUUCCAGCCCUUCGCUUAUAGCCCUUGAAGCAUCUGCCGAAACGACACCAAGCGAUACGCAGGCAGCCACUAUUCUCACUGAUAUUCCAAGAGAUCUCCAGACCCGGCAAAACCACCAUCCCGAGCCCGAGCGUGAAAAUUCUCGUGAGCCUUCACCAACUAGGCCACAAGAUCGCCCAAGGGCCUGUAACCAGGAAAGCAACUCUACUUAUCCACAAGAUGAGAGAACUGAAGGACAAGCAGUCGCUGGCCCCCAAGCAUUACAGGAUUCAUUUCGACGAGACGGGAUGCCCGUGGCAGAAUAG
Messenger RNA from Penicillium arizonense, 1527 nucleotides. RefSeq lists its product as uncharacterized. The coding region runs from base 1 to 1527 and encodes 508 amino acids. Lineage: Eukaryota; Fungi; Ascomycota; Eurotiomycetes; Eurotiales; Aspergillaceae. The transcript has 4 exons. The record is from RefSeq and is a predicted model, not a curated record.